This is a messenger RNA of Balearica regulorum gibbericeps (East African grey crowned-crane), 2056 nucleotides long. The record is from RefSeq and is a predicted model, not a curated record. NCBI's taxonomy places the organism in Eukaryota, Metazoa, Chordata, Aves, Gruiformes, Gruidae.
GUGUUCUGUCUUUCAGGUGGUGCGGGGGACCGGGAAAAGAUGCCUGUCAAUCAUGAGGCUUUCCUGCUCAUGGCUAAUUCCCAGAAUGAAAUGGAGGAUUGGGUGAAAGCCAUCCGACGGGUUAUAUGGGCUCCAUUUGGUGGAGGGAUCUUUGGACAGCGAUUGGAGGACACCGUACAGUAUGAGAGGAAGUAUGGCCAACGCUUGGCCCCACUGCUGGUGGAACAGUGUGUGGAUUUUAUUCGGGAGCGAGGUCUUACGGAGGAGGGCCUCUUUCGGAUGCCUGGCCAAGCCAACCUUGUCAAAGAUCUGCAGGAUUCUUUUGACUGUGGAGAGAAGCCCCUUUUUGACAGCAACACAGAUGUUCACACUGUGGCGUCCCUCCUGAAGCUUUACCUUCGAGAGCUGCCAGAGCCUGUCAUACCCUUUGCCAAAUAUGAAGACUUUCUUUCUUGCGGACAGCUACUCUCAAAAGAUGAGGGAGAGGGUACCCAGGAACUGGUUAAACAGGUGAAGAAUUUGCCUCAAGCCAACUACAACCUCCUCAAAUACAUAUGCAAGUUCCUUGAUGAAGUUCAGGCUCACUCCAGCAUUAACAAGAUGAGUGUCCAGAACCUGGCUACAGUAUUUGGACCAAAUAUAUUACGGCCCAAAAUGGAAGAUCCAGUGACCAUGAUGGAAGGCACCUCACUAGUUCAGCACCUGAUGACAGUGCUGAUAAGUGAACAGGGGCGAAUCUUUGCUGUUCCUCAGGCAGAUGUGCCGGGGAACCAGCUGGAAAUCAGACCUGUGCAUCAGCGCAGUACUGUGGAGUGGAUCUCUGAGGAGGACGGGGAGGACAGCAGGUCGGAGAACAGUGUUCCCAGCCCUGCCGAUUUGCCUUCUAGCAAUGCUGUGGCACUAGAGGCCACUCCUGGACCUGCGGUGAAAAGCACUCCUUCAGAGCACAGUGGCAAAUUGACUCAACCUGCCACCAGCCCCAACAAAAGAGUGCAGACACUGCCUCCGUGGAAAUACUCAUUCCGCCAGCAGGGAGCAAGGUCUGUGAGUCCAAAGCUGGGGAGUUCAUCCUUAGAUAUCCCCAACCUGUCCUCCAGUGGGAACUGGUUGAUGAAUGGACUGUACUCCCUCCGAGGCCAUCGCCGGACAGCCUCUGGGGAACGAGUUAAAGACUCAUGUUCUUCCCAGAGACUCUCUACUUACGACAACGUCCCUUCAUCCAGCCUCUCCCUUAGCACACACAGUAUGGCCAGCACCACGUGGUCUACAUCAUCAUGUGAAAUCUCUGUGGUGGACUCCGUCAGCAGCUGCCCAGCCUGCCGGGCCAGUGACUCUUCUGCUUUAAGCUCGCUCAAAACCGAGUGGAUAACUCAGGGCUCACUGUCUCAGAGUGAGGUCAAGACUGCAGAUCUGGAGAAUAGCAUCGACAGGUUUGAAGCAUGUAGCAGCAGCAGCAGUGAACAGAGCAACCCGGCUGCAGCUUCCAGAGACUCUGUCAAAUGCUCUAGGGCCUUACAGAGCUUGGUGGUGGAGCUAAAGACAGAACUGAGCAAACAGAGGACUGAGUAUGAGACUAGUAUCAAAAGAAUUGAAGAAACAAGUGCAGACCUGAGGAAACAAGUGGUUAAGUUAGAAGAAGAACUGGACCAAGAACGAAAGAAAUACACGAUGCUGGAGAUAAAGCUGAGGAAUUCUGAACGUGCUCGUGAAGAUGCUGAGAAGAGAAAUCACCUCCUGCAGAAGGAAAUGGAAGAGUUUUUUUCAACAUUAGGAUGUUUAACUGUUGGGAGUCGAAGUGCUAAAGUCCCUAAGUAGAACAAGCUGAUGUACAGCAUAGAAAAUUCUAUUUCUGGCAAAAACCAGUGAAAAAUGCACAUUUUGUUCUGGUAUACUCAUGCAUCAUGAGUAAUUCUACAGUGAUUGUGCUCUCAGUGACACUUGCUCUGUUGUCGUUACAUGUGCUGUAGUAUUUGGGCCAGCUGGGAAAGACUGCUAAACAUAAUGCUUCAAAGUUUAGAUGUCAGAUUGCCAAGAAAGAGUGGGCAUCCUUCUUAUC